AUGAGAGAUGAAAACUCAAAGAAAAGCAAGUUUUCAUGGCCCAAAGCACUUGUCAAGAAAUGGCUCAACAUCAAGGGCAAAAGUGAGGAUUAUCAUGCUGAUGACAUCAUCUACCAAGGUGUUGAUGAAAAAUGGAGCAAUUUUACAGAGAAGCAAGUUAUCACUAUCAAGAAAAGCAAGACAGAGAAACCGUGUAGACGAAUUUCGGACCGUGCCCGACGAAGUAAGAUCGAUCUUGAAGCCUCCCGGAUUGCUGAUGUGCAAGACUAUAGAAUCUUUGUAUCAACAUGGAAUGUGGCUGGAAAAUCUCCCCCUAAUUAUUUAAAUCUCGAAGAAUGGCUCCACACUUCGCCUCCAGCCGACAUCUAUGUCCUCGGGUUUCAAGAAAUAGUCCCUCUUAAUGCCGGCAAUGUCCUUGGCACAGAAGACAAUGGCCCGGCUCGAAAAUGGCUAUCCCUCAUCCGUAAAACUCUAAACAGCUUGCCCGGUAAUAGUGAAAAUUACCGCACCCCGUCCCCAGCCCCUAACCCGAUUGUUGAGCUUGAUGACGAUUUCGAAAGAUCGAGCAGAGAAAAUCCUCCGUCGUCCUUUUUCCACCGUCGAUCUUUCCAGUCUUUGAGCCGCAGCAUGAGGAUGAUGAUGAUGGAAAAUGACGUUUCUACCCCUCAGCCGAGGCUCGACCGCCGGUUUAGUGUCUGUGAUCGAGUGAUAUACGGCCACAGACCGAGUGAUUGCUAUUAUGAGUCAUCUGAUGACGAAAUCGGGCCAGGAGACUACUCGCCAUUUGCGCAUUAUUAUAACUCGCCCGUCACGUGUAAUAAUAAGAAUAAUAAUGCGUCCAUGGAAGAUGGAGAUAGAAAAUUGAGAUAUUGCUUAGUUGCUAGCAAGCAAAUGGUGGGAAUUUUUCUUACGGUGUGGGUAAAGAGCGAUUUACGAGAUGCCGUGGGGAAUUUGAAGGUGUCGUGUGUUGGGAGAGGUUUGAUGGGCUAUCUUGGAAAUAAGGGCUCGAUUUCGAUUAGCAUGUCUUUGCACCAAACUAGCUUCUGCUUCAUUUGUAGUCAUUUAACAUCGGGUGAGAAGGAUGGAGAUGAGCUAAGGAGGAACUCGGACGUCAUGCAGAUUUUGCGAAAAACGAGGUUUCCACGUGUUCACGGCAUGGGGGAUGAGAAUUCUCCACAAACGAUACUCGAGCAUGAUCGAAUCAUAUGGCUCGGGGACUUGAAUUACCGGAUUGCCCUCUCUUACCGAUGUGCAAAAGCUCUAGUCGAGAUGCGUAACUGGCGAGCUUUAUUGGAAAAUGACCAGCUUUGUGUAGAACAGAGACAUGGAAGGGCCUUUACCGGGUGGAAUGAAGGGAGAAUAUAUUUUCCUCCUACGUACAAAUAUUCGAAUAAUUCAGACAGAUAUGCCGGAGAAAACUUGCACCCGAAAGAGAAGAGAAGAACUCCUGCAUGGUGUGAUCGUAUAUUAUGGUAUGGUCGAGGCCUUCAUCAACUAUCGUAUGUUCGUGGAGAAUCGAGAUUUUCAGACCAUAGGCCCGUUCAUAGCAUAUUUUUGGCUGAUGUUGAGUCUCUUAAUCGUAAUCGGAUCAAGAAAGGCACGAGCUAUUCAAGCUCGAGGAUCGAGGUCGAGGAGCUGCUGCCUCAUUAUGCAUACGAACAUUCAUUUUGGCCUAAGAUAGUUGCUAUUUCAAGUUUUCGACGACUUAGGCAUCAAGAAAAUGAGUUAGAAGAUGCGAAUGCUCGAAUGUUCAGGGACUUCUUGGGGAAUUUCGUUUCAUUAUUUUUGUAA
Striga hermonthica is the source of this 1791-nucleotide messenger RNA. The record is from the annotation of a GenBank genome assembly. Lineage: Eukaryota; Viridiplantae; Streptophyta; Magnoliopsida; Lamiales; Orobanchaceae.